GCUCCCCAAAAGCCGGGCUGCACGCCGAAACGGGGGGGUGACAGCUCACCGUCGCCAGACCCUGCGCUGGGGGAGCUGCUGCCCGGAGGAUGCUCCGCUGCUUGGCAUCAAGGAGCUGCUGUUAAAAAAGGAGGUGGACGGGGCUUCUCCUUGGGAGGGAAGAGAUGUGCUUUCUGCCCGCGUAUGCUGCCUGGAGAUGACAACCAAAAGGAAAAUUAUCGGCCGCUUGGUGCCCUGCCGGUGUUUUCGUGGGGAAGAAGAAAUCGUCUCAGUGUUAGAUUACUCUCACUGUGGCCUACAGCAGGUGCCAAAGGAGGUUUUUAACUUUGAACGGACGUUAGAGGAGCUUUACCUAGAUGCCAAUCAAAUUGAAGAGCUACCUAAGCAACUGUUCAACUGUCAAGCUUUACGCAAACUGAGUAUACCAGACAAUGACCUUUCAAGUCUGCCAACCACUAUUGCUAGCUUAGUUAAUCUCAAAGAACUUGAUAUCAGUAAAAAUGGAAUUCAAGAUUUUCCAGAAAAUAUUAAAUGUUGUAAGUGUUUAACAAUUAUUGAAGCCAGUGUCAAUCCAGUCUCUAAGCUGCCAGAUGGCUUCACACAACUUCUAAAUUUGACCCAGCUCUAUCUAAAUGAUGCCUUUUUGGAGUUUCUUCCAGCUAACUUUGGAAGACUUGUCAAAUUGCGAAUUUUGGAGUUAAGAGAAAAUCACUUGAAAACUCUACCAAAGUCAAUGCACAAACUGACUCAACUGGAGAGACUUGAUCUGGGCAAUAAUGAAUUCUCUGAGCUGCCUGAGGUUCUCGAACAAAUACAGAAUCUAAAGGAAUUGUGGAUGGAUAAUAAUUCUUUGCAAAUACUACCUGGGUCUAUAGGGAAGUUAAAACAGCUCGUGUACCUGGAUGUGUCAAAAAACAGGAUAGAAACUGUUGAUUUGGACAUAUCAGGAUGCGAAGGACUUGAAGAUCUCCUGUUGUCAUCCAAUAUGUUGCAGCAACUGCCAGACUCCAUAGGACUGUUGAAAAGGCUUACAACUUUAAAAGUAGAUGACAAUCAGCUUACGAUUCUGCCAAAUGCAAUUGGAAAUUUAUCUUUAUUAGAAGAAUUUGACUGCAGCUGUAAUGAGUUGGAGUCCUUGCCCGCUACCAUCGGCUACCUUCAUAAUCUGCGGACCUUGGCUGUGGAUGAGAAUUUCCUCCCUGAGCUGCCCAGAGAAAUUGGAAGCUGUAAAAAUGUAACAGUGAUGUCUCUGCGCUCUAACAAGCUAGAAUUUCUUCCUGAUGAAAUUGGUCAGAUGCAGAAGCUGAGAGUGUUAAAUCUGAGCGAUAACAGACUGAAGAAUUUACCGUUCACUUUUACUAAACUUAAAGAACUUGCAGCUUUGUGGCUUUCUGACAACCAGUCCAAGGCUCUCAUUCCGCUGCAAACGGAGGCUCACCCAGAGACAAAGCAGAGAGUGCUGACUAACUACAUGUUUCCCCAGCAACCCCGCAGUGAUGAAGAUUUCCAGUCAGACAGUGAUAGUUUUAACCCUACUUUAUGGGAGGAGCAGAGACAACAACGCAUGACUGUUGCCUUUGAAUUUGAAGAAAAAAAGGAAGAGGAGGAAAAUGCAGGGAAGGUUAAGGUUGAAAUAAAUCUAAAACGUUAUCCCACUCCAUACCCGGAGGAUUUAAAGAAUAUGGUAAAAUCAGUUCAAAAUCUGGUGGGCAAAACAAGCCAUGGAGUACGGCCUGAGAACUCAACACCAACUGCGAACAGUGAACAAACUGUGAAAGAAAAGUAUGAGCACAAGUGGCCCAUGGCACCAAAGGAGAUUUCAGUGGAGAAUCACUGGAGUACCUUUAACAACCAAAUGUCAGGGCACAGAGAUCCCCAUAGUGUCUCCGUUAGCGAUGCCUUUGGACAUCCUGCCAGUGAGAUGAGGAUAGGGGAACUUCGUCCUUCCAUGCCGGAGACUCCGUUGUACCCACCCAAACUUGUUCUUCUGGGUAAAGAGAAGAAAGAAUCGACAGACGAGUCUGAAGCAGAUAAGAUCCAUUGUCUGAAUAACAGCGUUUCCUCAGGCACUUACUCAGACUAUUCCCCUUCCCAGGCUUCCUCAGGGUCCUCCAACGCGCAUGUUAAAAUGGGGUCCUUGCAGACAACGGCUAAAGAAGCAGUGAAUAACUCUUUGUGGGGGAACAGGCUGGCACAGUCCUUUCCACAGCCCCUUGAAACAAAGCCAUUGCUGAGCCAGCGGGAAUCCGCCCCGGCGGGGAACCUGCCGCCGCGCACCGACAGGCGCCCGCUGAGCGACACCUUCGCCGACAGCUGGAACGACGGCUCGCACUACGAUAACACGGGGUUCGUGGCGGAGGAGAGCACGGUGGAGAAUCCCAGUGCUAACCCCCUCCUGAGCACGAAAACGAGAAGCACAUCCGCGCACGGGCGCAGGCCGCUGAUCAGGCAAGACAGGAUAGUUGGCAUUCCCCUGGAGCUGGAGCAGCCGACGCUCAGAAACACACACGAAUCUGAAGUGCCUCCUCCCAAUCCUUGGCAAAAUUGGACCAGAACCCCUAGUCCUUUUGAAGACAGGACAGCUUUUCCUUCCAAACUGGAAAGCACCCCCACCACCAGCCCUUUGCCUGAGCGGAAAGAUCACGUCAAGGAGUCCCCCGAAAUGACUAGCACUUUCGCUCCAGGAAUAGCGUGGGAAUAUCACGAUUCAAAUGCCAACAGAAGUCUCACCAACGUCUUUUCCCAUAUCCACUGUCGCCCAGAUCCUUCCAAAAGCAUUAUUUCGAUCAGCAAGAGUACGGAACGGCUUUCUCCCAUGAUGAGGGAUUUAAAAACUAACAAGUUUAAGAAGUCGCAAAGCAUCGAUGAGAUAGACAUUGGUACGUACAAAGUGUAUAAUAUACCCUUAGAAAACUAUGCAUCUGGUAACGAUACUGUAGGAACCCACGAGAGGGUGGACAAGCUCCUGGGCCCGGAGCACGGCAUGCUGAGCAUGUCCCGCAGCCAGUCGGUCCCCAUGCUGGACGACGAGCUGCUGACCUACGGCAGCGUCAAGGUGCAGCCGCAGCAGAAGUCGUCCGUCACGAAGAAAGUCUACCAGUUCGACCAAAGCUUCAACCCGCAGGGAGCGGUGGAGGUCACGGCGGAGAAGAGGCUCCCGCCGCCUUUCCAGCUCAACCCCGAGUACAUUCCCCAGCAGAGUAAAAACCUGCCCCAGGAGCUGGUCAGCCCCAGGGCUUACCGCGGCUACCCGCCCGUGGAGCACAUGUUCUCCUUCUCCCAGCCUUCGGUGAACGAGGAGGCGGCGGGCGGCCCCUUCGCGAGCCAAGGGGCUCGGCCGGGGUUCUUGAGGAGGGCGGAUUCCUUGGUCAGCUCCACCGAGAUGUCCAUGUUCAGGAGAGUCAGCGAGCCCCACGAGCUGCCCCCGAGCGACAGGUACGGCCGGCCUCCGUACCGAGGAGCUGCGGAGCGCCAGAGCAGCAUCUCGGUCUCCGAGUCUCAGUUCCUCAAGAGGAACGGCCGGUACGAAGACGAGCAUCCUUCCUACCAGGAAGUGAAAGCCCAGACUGGAAGCUUUCCAGUUAAAAACCUGACACAAAGGAGGCCGUUGUCUGCACGAAGCUACAGUACAGAGAGUUACGGCACAUCCCAAACCAGGCCGGUUUCAGCGAGGCCUACAAUGGCAGCUCUGCUGGAAAAGAUACCGUCAGACUAUAACUUGGGUAACUAUGGCGACAAGCCUUCCGAUAACAGUGAUAUAAAGACAAGGCCUACCCCUGUGAAGGGAAAUGAGAGCUGUGCUAAAAUGCCCGCUGACUGGAGACAACAGCUACUUAGACAUAUAGAAGCUAGAAGGUUAGACAGGACCGCUGCUUACAAACACAACACAGUUAGCCUUGGCAUGCUGCACUCUGGAGGUUUUUCAGCAAUGCAUGCCGGCAGAAGCAUGACUUUAAACUUGCAGACUAAAUCUAAAUUUGAAAACCAAAUGCUUCAAGAGCUACCUCUACCGAAAACCCCGUCGCAGCAGAGCAGCAUCCUGGACAACGGGCAGGAGGAGGUGUCCGUGAGCGGCCAGUGGAACCCCUACCCGCUGGGCCGGCGGGACGUGCCCCCCGACACCGUCACCAAGAAGGCAGGUAGCCAUAUCCAGACUUUAAUGGGGUCGCAAAGCCUGCAGCACCGGAGCCGCGAGCAGCAGUACGAGGGAAACAUGAACAAAGUCACCAUUCAGCAGUUCCAGCCGCCGCUGCCCAUUCAGAUUCCCUCUUCCCAGAGCUCCCGGGCACCUCAGACGGGGCGAUGUUUGAUCCAAACCAAGGGCCAGAGGAGUACGGAUGCCUAUCAGGAGCAGUUUUGUGUGAGGAUAGAGAAGAAUCCUGGCCUUGGUUUUAGUAUCAGUGGUGGAAUAAGUGGACAAGGAAAUCCAUUCAAACCUUCCGAUAAGGGUAUCUUUGUUACUAGGGUUCAGCCUGACGGACCAGCAUCCAGCCUGCUCCAGCCUGGCGACAAGAUCCUCCAGGCGAACGGACACAGUUUUGUACAUAUGGAACACGAGAAAGCUGUAUUACUACUGAAGAGUUUCCAGAAUACAGUAGACCUAGUUAUUCAACGUGAGCUUACUGUCUAAAUAUUUUUUUAUAAAUAGUAAAUAUGUCUAGCCAGAUCUAAUGUUCAAACGGAUUUAUACAUAGGAAACAAAUUUUUGCCAAUUGCUGGACCAAUGGCAAACAGUAGUGCCAAAUGUAUAAUACUAUAUGUUAGUACCAAUCAUCUUGAAAAAAAAAUAUAUUAACGAUAUAAAUAUAUUGUUCAUGUGGCUAUGUAUUAGUUUUACUUGUCAGCCUCUGGCUGUGCAUUGGUGCGUUUUUUUAAUCAAGUUACUUCUUAAAGUCAAUUUCAUAUGAUUUCAAAACACAGAAGCACAUACAAAUUCUUUAGGAAUUCUGCUGUCCAUCAGAAACACUGCCUCAAAGUUGUAUAUGCCUUUAUAAAGAUAAAAUAUAUUAACCUGUACUUCCCAUGAAAUAUUUCUAUCAUGUCACAUACAAAAAUAUAGAGAAAAAAUAUUUUCAUAAACACCUCAAAGAAAGUAUAUAUUAAAUUAAAUUUAAUAAUGUUCAUUUAUUUUCAAUGCAAAGAUAUUAUAUGCCUUAUGAAAAUACCUGUACAUAUGCAGUGUGUAUAGCUGGCUCCAUAUUAAUUAGUAAAAAUGUCACUACACAGGGUGAGCUACUUAAUAAAUCAUACUGUCAACUCUG
This is a messenger RNA of Tyto alba (common barn owl), 5261 nucleotides long. RefSeq names its product leucine rich repeat containing 7 (gene LRRC7). The coding region runs from base 197 to 4630 and encodes 1477 amino acids. The record is from RefSeq and is a predicted model, not a curated record. Gene Ontology annotation, molecular function: protein binding. The transcript has 26 exons. Gene Ontology annotation, biological process: neurotransmitter receptor transport, endosome to postsynaptic membrane; neurotransmitter receptor transport postsynaptic membrane to endosome. Gene Ontology annotation, cellular component: postsynaptic density; postsynaptic membrane; adherens junction. NCBI's taxonomy places the organism in Eukaryota, Metazoa, Chordata, Aves, Strigiformes, Tytonidae.